Danio rerio (zebrafish) is the source of this 2370-nucleotide messenger RNA. It is a transcript of the gene znf408, whose product is annotated as zinc finger protein 408. The record is from RefSeq and is marked validated. NCBI's taxonomy places the organism in Eukaryota, Metazoa, Chordata, Actinopteri, Cypriniformes, Danionidae. Gene Ontology annotation, biological process: regulation of transcription by RNA polymerase II.
GAGUGGCCAACGUGCAGAGGAAAUAUAGCCCUGAUGUCUACAGUCACUGGGAGAAAUGAAGGCUCUGGGAACAAGAGAGACUCCAUCCACAGUGCCCUGAGGUCAGUACCACUAGGGCUCACCGUGGGUCCAUCUCUGGCUGAAGAUGAACAGCUGGGUCUGUGGUGUGUUGGGCGAGUGCUAAAGAAGGACACUCUGCUUGGUCUGGAGGAGCCUGGAGAAACAAUCAGCAAAGAAAAAGAGGAGGGGUUGCAAAACGCAAGCCAGAGUGUGUACAAAAGAGAAAUCUCUGAUGAAGUGUGCUGGAUGCAGUUUGCCUGCAGUGCUCAGAGUGCAGAAGAGAGCAAUGUCAGUGUACUUAAAGUGGAUGGAAGACUAGGCCUUAAGGUCUGUAGGGAUAUUCAGCCAGGAACAGAACUGCUCCUUUGGGAAAGUCAUCCAGAAGCUGUGACUGAAGAAGAAACGCCUCAAGUAGAAACAUGUGAAAACAGAGAACAAGAUGAAGCUCUGGAGGCCAACACUUCAGAUCACUUCUCAGGCUCUCCAUAUCUUCUUCAAAGAGUCACACAACAGGAUACAAAAUCUCCAGUUACAGUAAAAGGUCUUGUGCAGGACAAUACAAUCUGUAAUUCCAAUGUCCUUGAGCAGAAUGGGAUGGAAGAAAGUGAAGCAGAACAUAGUGAUGAACUUCCUGCAACAGAAGAGAUUGAGAGCAUCAAUGUGAGUGCAUCACAGGCCCAGACUUCAUCACAAUGUCUCACACCAGAAAGAAGCCUGAGAACCAGCUCUCGCCUCGCCUCUAAACCCCGAAAAGUGCACUCAUCAGCCAAACGCAUCUACAAACGACACGACCCAAAGAACAAGCCAGAUCUAAGCAGCAAGAAAAAGCUCUUGAAUAGCAAAGACGACUUAAUGCAGCCGUUGACAGUUAAAGAAGAAUCCAGCACAAAGCAAAACGGGCAGGAUUUCCCUCCCUUCAAUAUCCGAGAGAGGAAGUACAAAUGCGAGGAGUGUGAUAAAAGCUUCUUUCAACUGUGCCAUCUGAAGAAACACAAAUACACUCAUCAAAAUCAGAAGCCAUACACGUGCACAGAGUGUGGCAAGUCCUACAGCUCACAUGAGAGCUUCCAAGCCCACCUGCUAAUGCAUCGUGGCCAGAGGCCCUUUAAGUGCGAGCAAUGUGACAAAAGCUAUGGCUUGAAACGGGACCUCAAGGAGCACCAGGUUCUCCACUCAGGAGAGAAACCGUUUGUCUGUGACAUCUGUGGAAAAGCAUUCGCUCGUCGGCCCUCGCUACGAGUCCACCGAGAGAUCCAUCGGACAAAAGAGCCAGACUACCAGGCUUUAAAGGUCAAGUGUCCAGAGUGCGACAAAGAGCUGGCCAAUUCGGGUUCUUUGAGGAACCACAUGCGUCUGCACACCGGAGAGCGACCGCACAUCUGCCCGCACUGUAAUAAGUGUUUUCGCCAACGUGGGAAUCUGCAAGGACACAUGCGCAUCCACACAGGAGAAAAACCUUACAGGUGUGACCACUGCGACCUGAGAUUUUCUCAAGUACCCGAACUGCGUCGGCAUCUGAUUUCACACACGGGUGAGGUGUAUCUCUGUCCUGUCUGUGGUAAAGCUUUACGGGACCCUCACACGCUUCGCGCUCAUGAACGGCUCCAUACGGGAGACAGACCUUACAAAUGUGAGCAAUGCGGGAAAGGGUACACGAUGGCAACCAAGCUACGACGCCACCUAAAGUCCCACCUGGAGGAGAAGCAACACGUUUGCCAGGUGUGCGGAGCAAAAUACUCAAUGAUGCAGAGUCUACAGCGGCAUCUGCAGCUGCACCAGCCAGACUCUGGACAUGCACUGCCAACAAGAGGCAGACCCAAAAGGUUAGGCCAGAAAGAAGAAGAAGAACCUGGUAGGACUGAGAGCAGCGGUUUGGAGGCAGGACAGGCUGUGGCAUGCGCUCAAGCCUCAGACCACCUCACUAUGGUGACCCACACAGAAGGGAUCAUUUUGGACUCUGGAACAUACCAACAUGGCACGAUUGUUUUGGGAAAGGGAGCGGAGAAGGAGCUCGAUCGGAUUGAGCUCAGUGAGGACAUUAUUGAGAUUUUUAUUUCUGAUGAAAACACCAAUAUAGUAGUCCAAGAACAGACUUCUAAAGGUUUAAGCCUUCAAGAACAGGAAGUUAAUGCUGAAUGCACAGUGGAGGCCAGUAGUGACUGUAUUGUACUCCCAGAGCAAGAUGCUAAUAGUUGUUUGGUCAUAAUCCAAGGGCAGGAUGGGCUAAGUUCAGUGGCAGAGACGGUAGAAAUUGAGACAGUGGUAUGAUGGUAGGAUUUUCCAUUUAAAAUAUGAUCUAUUCACAUUAUG